CUUCCUAAUUAAUACGUUUUUACGCCAGCAAGCGAUUACGCUAUCAGUAAAUGCAUGAUAGUAGUCACAAAAAUGUAUUAGCAGAAUAUAUAAUAUUCCAUCUCAGCAUUUUAUUUAGUUACUCUAUCGCUGCCAUUCGAAGUGCUACGAUCAUGUUAAAGUUGUCCGUUCUCGUUUUGCUAAUAGCUACGACGCUCCAGGCGGUCCCAUCGUUCGCACAGUACCCAUGGCGCAGAGGUCAUCGCGCUCAAGAUUCAGAUAUGUCCAAUGACGUUUCGUUUGUGCCUCCCAACAGGCAUCAUGCACGACACCAUGAAGCUCCUCGCGCACUGAGUGUUCAAGAGAGUAACGAGGAACCCAAAGUUGAUGAAGUAGCCCAAGAAAAAUUACAAGAAGUUUAUGAUAAUUUGGCCGAUCACAUACUGCAAGAGACCUCUCCGGAACAUCGCUUUGAGGUAGCGAAACGUUUAACUGAAGGCUCAAAGCGCGAAUGGAGUAGUAUCGGGGAGUUCUUGCAAUACUGGAGCAAAAUGAUAACGGAAUUGAAGAAAGAAAACGAAACGCAAGAACAAAUUGAUAAAGUCGUGGAAGACGAAUACGACAAUGAGAUUAUUGAGUAAAAUCUGUAAUCUAUAUAGGCGCUUGUAUACAAGAUCUAUGUAAUGUUAAAUAUGUAUAUAAGGAACAUUCUUAUAUUUUCUGUAUAAAAUAAAAUAUAAUAGCAAUUUUUAUACCGUAAUAAAAUUCACUUAUCUUUUCAUA
Molecule: messenger RNA, 762 nt
Organism: Nasonia vitripennis (jewel wasp)
Lineage: Eukaryota; Metazoa; Arthropoda; Insecta; Hymenoptera; Pteromalidae
Exons: 2
Coding region: 51-620 (189 amino acids)
Source: RefSeq, a predicted model, not a curated record